Molecule: messenger RNA, 807 nt
Organism: Coffea arabica (coffee)
Lineage: Eukaryota; Viridiplantae; Streptophyta; Magnoliopsida; Gentianales; Rubiaceae
Source: RefSeq, a predicted model, not a curated record
CCAUCUUGCAGAUCUGAGGCUUCCCAGAAAAGGGUUGUUGGUGGAUUUGAUUUUGCACCUUGUUUGUUAUCUAAAAUCGUAAGAAUGGUGAGAGGGAAAACUCAGAUUAAGAGGAUAGAAAAUUCAACUAGUAGACAAGUGACAUUCUCAAAGAGGAGAAAGGGACUUCUCAAGAAGGCCUUUGAGCUAUCAGUUCUUUGUGAUGCGGAAGUUGCACUGAUCGUUUUCUCCCCCAGCGGGAAGCUUUUUGAGUUCUCAAGUUCCAGUGCCGCAAGUACAACAGAGCGCUACCGGAAGUGUAUCAAGAAUCUCCUCCGUCCAAGCAAGCAAAUGGAUGUAGAACAUUUACAGUCAGAAACUGAUCUGCAUACUCCGCAUUUUGAAGAAGAGGUUGCAAUCCUGAGGAAAAAAAUUGAGCUUCUUGAAGAAACUAAACGAAAGUUCUUGGGAGAUGGUUUAGAUUCCUCCUCCAUUGAUGAGUUGGAACAAAUAGAACAUCAGUUGGAGAAAAGUUUAAGAAUCAUUAGGUCAAGAAAGAUCCUAUUCUCUUGCGAGGAAAUAAAUCAGCUGAAAGAAGAGGAGAAAAUUCUUAGGAGGGAAAAUGCGGAAUUACGGGAAAAGUACGAAGAGCGACAGUUGGAACUAUCGAUUGGUCAACAAUUCUUAUCACUAGAACAAGGAAAAGAGGUAGAAACGCAGCUGUUUAUCGGACUUCCUGAUAGUUAAAAUUGUCAAAAAAAAAAGAAAAAAUAAACAAUAUAUCAAUCUACGUGACUUUGUAUAAUUUGUUUUCUUUACUUCUUUUGU